Messenger RNA from Necator americanus (New World hookworm), 588 nucleotides. RefSeq lists its product as uncharacterized. Bases 1 to 588 code for a protein of 195 amino acids. Gene Ontology annotation, molecular function: N-acetyltransferase activity. The transcript has 3 exons. The record is from RefSeq and is a predicted model, not a curated record. Lineage: Eukaryota; Metazoa; Nematoda; Chromadorea; Rhabditida; Ancylostomatidae.
AUGCGAUUAAACCAAAAUGUCAAAAUAAUAGGUAGUAAUGUCGUUCUUGUACCGUACGAAAAGGAUCAUGUUAUAAAGUACCACAAAUGGAUGGAAGACGAUGAGAUACGACGGUUAACUGGCUCCGAACGUUUGUCUCUCGAUGAAGAGUAUGAGAUGCAACGAGCUUGGCGCAAUGACGAAGAUAAGCUCACUUUCAUAAUUUUGUCAAAGGUGCUGGUUGAUAGCGGAGUUACUGAAAUUGACAGCAUGAUUGGAGACGUGAACUUGUUUUUACAACAACAAGAGCACACCGCGGAAGUUGAGAUUAUGGUAGCUGAAAAAGAAGCUCGUGGAGGCGGAUUGGGCACUGAAGCUGUUUCUCUUUUGAUCUCUUACGCCUUGAAAGAAUUGGGAGUAAAGCAGUACUUUGCGAAGAUCACUGAUGAUAAUAUUGCUAGUUUGCAUUUGUUUGAAGACAAGUUGAAGUUCAGGCGUGUUGCACACAGUGAUGUGUUCAAGGAAUACACUCUAGAGUUACCUUCGAUUGAGUUAGAGUCUUUCAGAGAGUUAAUCAAUAGAAUUGAACUCGAUCUUUACAGAAACUGA